Molecule: messenger RNA, 2973 nt
Organism: Penicillium canariense
Lineage: Eukaryota; Fungi; Ascomycota; Eurotiomycetes; Eurotiales; Aspergillaceae
Product: tetratricopeptide repeat protein
Exons: 8
Coding region: 1-2973 (990 amino acids)
Molecular function (GO): ADP binding; protein binding
Source: RefSeq, a predicted model, not a curated record
AUGGCAUUUCAGUAUGAUUUCGCAAAGGAUUCAUCUGAGAUUCCCUGGGCGAAGCUGUUCGAGCAGUUCGAUCAUCUGUUGUACAGCUUAAUCAAUCGACGUGAGGACACACAAGAUCGACCUAUUUUAUUUAUCUGCUAUAGCUUUGGAGCGUUCAUUCUCAAAAGGCUCGAGGACUUGUGCCUCAAAUGUGCCGCCGUGGAGCUUGGGAUUAUCAUGAAGAACAAAAUGAUUGACACCUUACGAACUUCUGAACACUGGACAACCAUUCGAGAUGUCAUGGAAAGCUUUCGCAUCUUAAAUUGCCAGUUCCCAGUGAGAAAUAUUUACGAGCUCAAGCCGACCAAUAUCCCGCGUCGAACACGAGGCAUGAGAAAAUCAAGACAGGAACAGCUCUGCACUCUAAGAGUAUCCUCCUUGGAUUGGGCAAACGAGCAACUUGUGGGUGUUCAAAAAGACCAUGCGGAAUUGACCAUGUACCCUCUUCGAAGCGAUGAGGAUGGCUACUUUGAGCAAUUCAUGGGCAUACUCUCUGAGAUGAUUGAUGAGAUCGCCCCGAGGUCCACGCAGCAGAUAUGGCCCAAAAUUGAGCCCGAUGGUUGCCAAAGUUGGCUCCUGGUGGAAGGCACAGCUCUUAACGCAGGCGGCAGAGCGGGCCAACUAGAAGACGAAAUUUUGAGUUACCAGUCGAUCACACCUCUCACAGUCCGGGAAUCCCUGAUACCCUGUUUCGUCACGACGCCGUAUCAAGAGAAUCCGAGCUUCGUUGGCAGGGAGGAUACACUUACUGAGAUACACAACGUCCUCGCCCCAACCAGCGAUGCUAGUGCCGGACAAAGGGUUUUCGCGCUUACCGGCCUAGGAGGGAUGGGGAAGACUCAGAUUGCAGUACGCUACGCUUUCCAACACAUGGACACGGUAUACAAAAUUGUACUUUGGGCACACUCAGACGGACAGUCGAAACUCUCAGAGAGCUUUUCUCUGUUUGCUUCUGAGCUCGGUCUGGGAGAAGGGAUGACGCACAUGAAAGCUAAGCAGACAGUAAAGGAUUACCUGGCGAGCGUUGUGGUGGAGAUAGAUGUGAACUGGCUCAUGGUCUUCGACAAUGCCGAUAGUGAUGACAAAGUCCAGCUUCUGGCGGAAUUUUGGCCCCAUGGUGAUAAAGGGUCAAUACUGAUCACUAGCCGUGACCAGACAUUGACAAAGCAAUAUCGCGGAAAGAGUCUGAGAGAGCUCAGGGCAGAGAAUGCUGUGGAUCUCCUCCUGAGACUGACUAGCACGGGAACAUCCAAUAUGACCCACACGGUGUCUAUAGAAGAAGGGAUAGCUGCCACCGAGAUCGUCAAAAGAGUAGGGUUCUUACCGCUUGGAAUCAAUCAAGCGGCAAACCUGAUCAUGAAUGACUCGUGUUCAUUUGUCGAAUUUCUCGAAGCAUACAACUUGCAAGAGCUCAUCGAGGACUCAGCCGAAGUCCGAUUGAUAUCGGGCACCAAUUAUAAAUACUCACUUCGAACGGUUUGGAACAUGAACUUUGAGAAGCUUGGUGGUGAUCACAAAGCUCUCUUCAAGCUGAUGGCCUUCCUUGACCCCGAUCGGAUUCAGAUGAAAUUGUUAGUUGACGGAGGAGCUGGGAGCACGAAUCCAAACCUACACUUUAUCAACACAGCAUACAAAGUGAACAAAUGCCGGGCCGGACUCUUGCGCAGCUCUCUAGUCUCACAAAAUGAGCAUAAAGGCGAGCUUCGGAUGCACCGUCUCGUACAAGCUUACUGCCAGCUGAAGAUGACGGCGCAAGAAGCGCAAGCGAGCUUUGAGAAUGCAAUAUCCUUGAUCAGGCAGGUAUGGCCCGUUCCGCAUCGGUCAGAGGUGCAUAACCCGUCAUUGUGGCAAAGUCAAAGGGCACUGCUCCCGCAUGUUCAAAAGCUGUGCGAGUUCUACGUAGCGUCUUGUCGAAAACACCAGCCUCUUAUCCCACACGAUGUGGUCAAUUGGGACUUUCCUUCUGUACUUUACGAAGCAGGCUGGUUUUGUUACGAGAGCGGCAUGCUGGAAUCCGUUUCCGACCUGCUGAAGCCAGCCAAAGAUUACUGCCUCCACCAUCUGGCUGGUGGAGGGGGAUACCGUCUUUUAGCUGACAUAUAUGGAUGUUUCGGAUCUCUAUGCACGGAGUCGAAUCAGUUCCAGAGAGCGUUUGACGACUUUACCGAAGAGUGGAGAUACCUUGAGCUCGCAUUCAAAGCUGGGGAGCUUGAAAAACCUAGUAUUUGGGAGGUUUUUGGCCUAGGAAGGCUUGGUAAUGGUUGUCAUGGGCUGCAUCAGUACAAAGAAGCGGAAACCUUCUAUCGAAGAGCCUUGGAAGCAUGGGGUGAUCUUCCCGGUGACCAGAAAAUCUGGCACGCCCAUCUUGCAACGUGCCUGUGGCUGCAAGGCCGCCCAGACGAAGGAGAAGCAGUCGUACGGGCCGUCAUCAAGGAUCAGAAUGACACUAGUAACUUCAGGACAGCAAUGGCGAUGUAUUCCCUUGGAAAUAUUCAGAUCGCCCAGGCCACAACUCUCACCCUAGAAGGGGAUAAGGAGAAAGCCGAAGCAAAACUCGCCGAGGCAAUGGAUAUCCACGUUAAGGUCCUCAAAUUGUGGACGAUUACGUUGGGGGCCAGACACCACAAAACUGCAGAUGCGAUGUACAAGGUUGGGUGGCAUUUCCACAGACGCCAAGAGUAUCCAAAGGCGAUGAAAAUGCUAGAGACAGCCUUGGACAUAUACACAUGUCAGUCGCAUCUUUUCCAAAACGAAAUCGCUCGGACAAAAUACAAAAUGGGCUGCCUGAAACAGGACACAAAACACCACAGCGAGGGCGCGGCUUUGAUCCGUGAGGCGGAGCGAAUCCGACAGCAAAUAGUCCCACCAAGACAUUGGGAGCCUGCAAAUGGGGAGGAGGACUUUGACAAUAUAGUUCAGUUUUGGACAAGAUGA